This is a messenger RNA of Nicotiana tabacum (common tobacco), 812 nucleotides long. RefSeq names its product CASP-like protein 1B2. The record is from RefSeq and is a predicted model, not a curated record. NCBI's taxonomy places the organism in Eukaryota, Viridiplantae, Streptophyta, Magnoliopsida, Solanales, Solanaceae.
AGAAAUUAAGAAAACACAAAAUGGCUCAAGAAAAUGGAGAAAAACCAGCUGUGGCUGCAGAAAGCAACAACCAGCAAUUAGUAGGGAAAAAUAACAACACAAGUAAUUAUAAGCCUAAAGAUUAUUAUAAUUGGGUGAUUGCAUUGUUGAGGUUAUUGGCAUUUGGUGCAACAAUUUCAGCAACAUUAGUUAUGGCACUUAACAAGCAAAAGAAAACUUUUGUUGUUGCUACAAUUGGUACCACUCCUAUUCAAGCCACCCUCACUGCUAAGUUCCAGCACACUCCUGCUUUUGUGUUCUUUGUGAUAGCAAACGGACUGUGCAGUCUCCAUAACUUGCUCAUGUUAGCAGCUUGUUUUAUUGGAAGCAAAUAUGAUUUCAAGGGACUUCGUUUUUAUGUGAUUGGUGUCCUAGACAUGAUGAAUGUGGCACUAGUAUCUGGUGGAGCAAGUGCAGCAGCUUUUAUGGGGCAGCUUGGUAAAGAUGGGAAUUCUCAUGCAAGAUGGAAGAAAAUCUGUGAUAAAUUUGAUGUAUACUGCAGCCAUGGGGAAGGAGCCAUUAUUGUUUCUUUUAUUGGUUUGCUCCUUAUGAUCAUAACAACUGCCAUUACUAUAAUUAAACUUAAAAACAUCCAAUAUUCUGGCAGAUGUGCCAUUAUUCCUUGAUCCAGAAGCACCAUGUCAUUUUAUAACAAUCUUUCUGUAUAUGGUUUUCGGGCUUAAUUGUACCGUGUGUUUCGCUUUUGCCUAUUAGAACAUUUAUUACUGUUACAAUUAUAAUGAAGUUUUCGUAUUGACUUUGAUAUUCACAUA